UUGAGUUUUAGACCUCGGUUGAAAGGUAUCAUAUGGAGCGCUGGUGCAACAAAGUGGCCGUGGUGAGCGGAGCCAGUGCCGGAAUUGGUGCGGCUUGCACCAGGACUCUAAUCGGGGCAGGAAUGGUAGUUGUGGGCCUGGCAAGGCGACAGGAGCGAGUGGAGCAGCUCCGGAGUGAACUGAGUCCCGAACAGCAGUCCCGGUUGCAUUCAAUCAAGUGCGAUAUUACACAGGAGGAUCAGGUACUGAAGGCUUUCGAUUGGACAAGCCGGAAUUUAGGAGGUGUGGACGUGUUGGUGAGUAAUGCCGGUAUUAUAGGCACCGGAGAACUCAGUGAACGGAAGGACGGUGCCGCUAUGAGGUCCACCAUAGAGACAAACAUCAUGGGCACCGUUUACUGCAUCCGCGAGGCCUUCCAUUCGAUGAGAAAUCGGGGAUCCGAAGGUCACGUGGUCAUUGUGAAUAGCGUGGCGGGUUUCCAGGUGCCCAACCUUGGUCCCCAGCUCCCUUCGCUUAAUAUCUAUCCGGCCACCAAGUUUGCCCUUCGCGCCAUGAACGAGAUCUACCGACAGGAGUUCCAGCGACACAAGACCCCGGUUAGGGUUUCGACCGUAAGUCCCGGCAUGGUUGAUACGGACAUCCUACCGGACCAGAUACAGAAUGUUGUCAAACAGCACAUGCCCAUGUUGCGAAGUAUUGACGUCGCUGAUGCGGUUAUGUGGGUUAUCGGCACUCCGCCUAACGUUCAGGUCCAAAACAUAACCAUCAAGCCUCAAGGUGAAAAGUUCUAGUCCGGUCUAUAAUUUAGAAAAAUGCAAUCGACAACAAAAACGUUUUACCCAAUAAUACAAUAUUGUUCAAUAAAAGGAAAGGAAUAAAAAGAGUUUGCCAUAUUUUAAA
This is a messenger RNA of Drosophila suzukii, 900 nucleotides long. RefSeq names its product farnesol dehydrogenase. Lineage: Eukaryota; Metazoa; Arthropoda; Insecta; Diptera; Drosophilidae. Gene Ontology annotation, molecular function: oxidoreductase activity. The record is from RefSeq and is a predicted model, not a curated record.